CGUCCCCGCGUCCACAAGAUACAACGAGCACUCACCACCUCCACUACAUCUUCCUUCUUCUCCAUCAGGCCAGAGGCGACAGCAAACACACCCGCCUCUCUCAACCUCUGCUCGCCUGACGGCUGACACUUCUCGCUUCAUCCACCAUGGCCGACCAAAACGACCCAAACUCGGUGACAAUCAUGGUCCCCUCCAAAGACCCGGAGCAGAAGGAGGAUCCCACACCCAAGCACACCAAGGGCAAGGAGCCAGGAGACAAGGAUGUGCCCGAGAUUUCGGAGGAGGACUUGCAGCUCAAGGCGGAGCUCGAAAUGCUUGUCGAGCGACUCAAGGAAUCCGACUCCUCUCUCUACCUUCCUGCUCUCGAGUCGCUGCGCACUCUCAUUCGCACCUCGACCUCCUCCAUGACUAGCGUGCCCAAGCCUCUCAAGUUCCUGCGACCACACUACGAGGACAUGGGCAAGAUUCGCGAUAGCUGGUCGACCGAGCUCAAGGAGCAGCGCGCGCUCCUCGCAUCCAUUCUUUCAGUACUGGCCAUGACGUACUCGGACACCGGGAGGCGCGACACUCUCUACUACCGCCUCAUUUCUGGGUCCGAGGAAGGUCCUGGGACAUGGGGCCACGAAUACGUCCGCCAUCUGGCGGCUGAGCUGGGCGAGGAGUACAUCAAUCUCAUUGAAGGAGGCGCCGAGGCGAAUGGCGAGACCAACGGCGAGAAGGAGGACGGCAAGCCUAAGCGCGAUUACACUGUGGAACAGCUGCGCGGGCUUGGUCUCGAGCUCGUCGACUUCUUCCUAAAGCACAACGCCGAGGUUGACGCCGUCGAUCUCUGUCUCGAGCUUGAAUGCACCCCGGUUCUCGAGGACAAGGUCGACGACAAGACGUACCAGCGCGUGUGCCAGUACAUGGUUCAGGCCGUGCCACUCCUCGUUCCCCCAGACGAUGAAAUCUUCCUUCGCACUGCUGCUGCGAUCUACUCGAACCACGAUCGUCUUCCCGAGGCUAUGGCCAUCGCCAUCCGCCUGCACGACCGCCGCCUUGUCCGCAAGUACUUUGAAGCGCCCGUGAAUCCCACUAUGAAGAAGCAGCUCGCGUACCUCAUGGCGCGCGCAUGCGUGCCCCUUCACUGGGUCACGAUGGUCCACUACAUGGACCAGGCCGGGUACCCCGAGACUGACGAGUGGGGGCCUGACCCCGAGGACAUUAGCGACACCGAGCUCUCCAUCUGUCUCCACAACCAGGACCUCUCCACCCACUUCCGCAGCUUUGGCAAGGCAGUUGGUGUCGAGGAGCCCAAGACUCCUGCGGAUAUCUACAAGAUGAUCCAUGAGCCGACAGCUUACGCCUCGGCUCGCGACAACCUCGCCUCCUUGUUCGUCAACGCUUUCGUCAACGCCGGAUUUGGCAACGAGGAGCUCGUCGUGAAGGCCCCCGAGGGUCAGUCGUUCAUCUACAAGCAAAAGGACCGCGGCAUGCUUUCCGGAGCAGCAAGUAUCGGCAUGAGUAUUUUGUGGGAUCAUGACGGUGGUAUCGACUACAUCGACAAGUACACAUACUCGCCCGAGGAGGACAUCAAGGCCGGUGCAUACCUCGCCAUUGGCAUUCUGUACGCCAACACGCGCAGCAACCCGGACAUGGCGUGGGCGCUGCUCGAGGAUCACGUUGAGAAUCCCAGCUCAAUCAUCAAGAUAGCGACGAUGAACGGCCUCGGCAUUGCUUACGCGGGUUCAGAGCGUCACAGUCUUGCGGAGAAGCUCCUGCCGUACAUUGCGGACGAAUCGACGUCCAUUGAGAUCGCUGCCAACGCAGCUCUGAACAUGGCUUUCGGUUACGUCGGCUCGGGCAAUGGUGACAUUGCGUCCACCAUUCUCCAGACAUUGAUGGAGCGCGAGGAAUCGCAGCUCGACUCCGAGUGGGCUAUCUUCCUGGGCCUCGCGCUCGGCCUCAUCUUCCUGGGUCGGCAGGACGCCGCCGACGCGACUCUCGAGACUCUCAAGGUCAUUGGGCACCCGAUCGCGCGCUCAGCCGAGAUCCUCGUCGAGGUGUGCGCGUACGCUGCCACCGGCAACGUGCUCAAGGUACAGUCCAUGCUGCACGUGUGCGCCGAGUCAACAGCUGAGACGCCUGCGUCUGCUGAGGGCGAGGACAAGAAGGACGGGGAAUCUGAGAGCACAACAGCCGCUACGUCAUUGCCAACGCCUGGCGCACCCCUAGGCGGCGCGACUAUUGAGACCGACUCGUCAAAGGAAACCGAGACGCCUUCCGUCAAGAAGGACACGAGGCAUCACGCCAUGGCCGUUAUUGGCAUUGCGCUGAUUGCUAUGGGAGAGGACGUCGGUGCUGAGAUGGCUCUGCGCCAGUUCCAGCAUCUUAUGACAUAUGGCGACCCGGUGAUCCGCAAGGCCGUACCUCUUGCCCUCGGCCUCAUCUCUGCCUCCAACCCCCAGCUGCCGAUUCUCGACACCCUUUCCAAGUAUUCGCAUGACUCGGACCUGGACGUGGCGGUGAACGCCAUCCUGGCUAUGGGUCUCGUCGGCGCGGGAACGAACAACGCUCGUCUGGCACAGAUGCUGCGUGGUCUCGCCACCUAUUAUGAGAAGGAGCCCGACUGCCUGUUCAUGGUACGCAUCGCACAGGGCCUCGUGCACAUGGGUAAGGGCACCAUCGGCGUCAACCCCUUCUUCAACGACCGCCAGAUUCUGAACCGCAACGCUGUUGCGGGCCUCAUGGCGCUGCUCGUCUCGUUCACCGAUGCGCGCAAGUUUGUGCUUGGCAAGCACCACUGGCAGCUCUUCUGGAUCGCGCUCGCCAUGUACCCCCAGUUCCUCAUUAUGGUGGACGAGAACGACCAGGAGAAGCCCGUCACCGUGCGCGUGGGACAGGCCGUCAACACUGUCGGUCUCGCCGGAACACGCUCCGGCAUUUCUGGCUUCCAGACGCAUCAGACCCCGGUGCGCGUGGGCACGACCGAACGCGCCGAGAUGGGCACAAACGAGUUCUUCCCAUACACGGGUGUGUUGGAGGGGUUGGUGUACAUCCGGAAGAACGAGGGGUACGACGCCGCGGACCAGUAGAGACGUAGAGCAUGUGCAUGGAAGUGUGGCAGUUUCG
Cutaneotrichosporon oleaginosum is the source of this 3111-nucleotide messenger RNA. RefSeq lists its product as uncharacterized. Gene Ontology annotation, molecular function: enzyme regulator activity. Lineage: Eukaryota; Fungi; Basidiomycota; Tremellomycetes; Trichosporonales; Trichosporonaceae. Gene Ontology annotation, biological process: proteasome-mediated ubiquitin-dependent protein catabolic process; regulation of protein catabolic process. Gene Ontology annotation, cellular component: proteasome regulatory particle, base subcomplex; proteasome complex; proteasome storage granule. The record is from RefSeq and is a predicted model, not a curated record.